This is a messenger RNA of Oncorhynchus mykiss (rainbow trout), 3854 nucleotides long. Its product is annotated as T-complex protein 11-like protein 2. Gene Ontology annotation, biological process: regulation of sperm capacitation. NCBI's taxonomy places the organism in Eukaryota, Metazoa, Chordata, Actinopteri, Salmoniformes, Salmonidae. The record is from RefSeq and is a predicted model, not a curated record. Gene Ontology annotation, cellular component: sperm flagellum; acrosomal vesicle.
CUUUUAAACUUCAGAGCGCUGAUCUUUAACUGUAGCAGACAGAUGCUUCCCUGUUGUAUUCAUGUACUACACAGUUACAUUUUAUCGUGUGAAUAUAAUUUGAAACUUCACACUGAUUUGGAAACGUUGUCUGAAGACUCAGCACAAUUGCUGGCAUGCAGAAUGCGAACCCAAUAGAGGAGGUGGGAGGCGACACAUCCUGUGAUGUGCCCUGUCUCCAGAAACUUGACUCCCCAACAGGGAGCCCUCCCAAACAAGCCUCUCUUGCCGAUAUGAUUGAGUUUGAGAAUUGUGUUUCCAAUCUCAGCCUUGCACAUGAGAUAGUGAUGAACAGAGACUUCAGCUUCACACAGAACAGCCCACCCAAAGACAGCUUGCAAGGCAGAAUAUCUGACAUAGUUCACAGUGCUUUCUGGGACUGUCUUCGUGAGCAGCUUUCAUGCAGCCCUCCAGACUAUGUCCAUGCUGUCAUUCUGCUCCAAGAGGUGAAAACUACCGUGCUGUCCCUGCUCCUGCCUGGCCACGUGCGUCUGAAGGCCCAGGUGGAGGAGGUUCUGGACCUGGAGCUGAUCCAGCAGCAGGCAGAUCACGGGGCCCUGGACCUGCAAAGAUUGUCAGGCUACAUCAUCAAUACCAUGGCCUCCCUGUGUGCCCCUGUACGGGACCCAGAGAUCAAGACACUACGGGAUCUUUCGGACCCAGUGGAGCUCUUCAGGGAGAUCUUCAGAGUCCUUGGCCUGAUGAAGACAGACAUGGUCAACUUCACUGUACAGAGCCUCAGACCUAAUCUUCUUCAGCAGGCGGUCCAAUACGAGCAGGCCAAGUUCCAGGAGAUCCUGGAGAAGCAGCCUGAGUUCCUGGACAAGACCACCGUUUGGCUUCAGGUGGCAGCACGAGAGGAGGCAUUGGUCAGUGCUCAGUCUGACCUUGACACUGGGACUCCCAAGCCACGUGGUCCAUUAAGUCCGACUGCCGUCCUGAACAGGGCUUACCUGCAACUGCUGAGCUGGGACCCCCAUGACCAGAACUACCCUGAGACAGUUCUGAUGGACAGAGCCCGCAUAGAUGCACUGGGGCAGAGGCUGAGUCUGCUGGUUCUUGAGGCAUCAGUUCUGCUGUUGACUAGCACACAGUGUGGGGCCGCUGUUUUCUCUCUACAGGGGUUUGUAGGUAAACUCAAGCAGACCAUCACUGCCCUGCUGGAGGGCAGUCACAAUAGGGACUUUGACCUGCAGGGGGCGUUGCUGGGGCUGAGGGAGCAGGUGCUGGUGCAGGUGAAGGAGGCUCUGAUCACCCAGGAAGGACCAGCACUGCCUCAGGACAGUGAAGAUUUGCUUAAGGGACAGAUCUCAGACCUGGCCAAGGACAACAACCCCAUCCACACUCUCAUAGGAGAAAGAGUGCAAGGCUACCUCCAGGCCAUGCUAGAGGGAGGCCCCACUAAAAAGAGUCCGUCCAUGCCCCCUGCCCUGAGGCUGCUGAGUGCUGAGGUGGCAGAACUGGGAAUGGCCUUUGGGCGAAUAGUCCAUUUCAACCGCUCAGUUUUCGGCCCCUUCUACGUCCCCAUCCUAAGGAAGAAGCUGUUUCUGUCGGGAGAGGCCGAGAUGGGAGAGGACUCCCGCUAGUCCCCCGAACACCUCCGGUCCCCUGCAUAAGCUGCCAUUCAACAUUUACACAAUGUAGAGCAGGGUUCCCAAACUGGUGACCCGCGGGCCAAAUCUGGCACGCCAACAAUAUUAUUUGGCUCACCCAAAGACCCCCAAAUUCAAUUUAAAUAUGUAUAUAUAUAUAUAAAAAUUAAAAAAAUGUAUACAAAUCUCAAAACCCCCCAAAUGCAAUGUCCCAAGAAGGAAGUUACCCUACCUAAGUAAUGCAAAAGUUAAGUUAACUUCAUUCAUGAGGAGAGAGAAUGCAGGAGACAGUCAACUAAUAAAGCUGGCAACGGACCAUUUUGUGGUGCUGAAACCUAAAGCUGCAACCACAGCAAAAUCAAUAGGAGGUGAACAGCAGCUGGUGCUGAAAAUAUAGAUAACCUGUUAUACAAGUGUUGCACAGCGACAGAUGGAGAAAACCUACACCAGUCGAGUAAUUCAUUUCAACAAUAAUCUUCGUUUUAAUUUGACUUUACAAACAAGAAGAGGGCUUAAUUGUCUUCUGAGCCUAGGCCUACAUAAAAUAACAGCUGGCUGUGGUAUGCCAUAAGGCUUAACAGUAUCUUUCACAAGAAAAAAUAUAUGGCCUAAUAGAAGUGGGAUUAAAAAAAAAAAAAAUUACAAGGUCUCCUUACAAUUGCAACUGGCCAAAAAUGGAGCAUCCUAGAUUAAACAAUAAUUUAAAGGAAAAAAGGUGAAUGUCUAUCAGGACAGCCUGCUCCUAUAACGACAGAACAAACAGAUAAUACUGUCAGCUUGAGACCUAAAUAUCCCUGGAUAAGCACACAAUAAUGUUAGUAUUUACUAAGUACAGUCAUAUAGGCCACUAAGUUACUCACUCAAUGGGAAAUGUUGCAUUUCCCCUCGAUCUUAUGGAUGUCACGUGAGAUGGAUGUGAUUUUGAUGCGCAGGCAGUCAACAAUUGUCUUGUGUGAAAGCCGGUUCCUGUCCUGAGUCUAUAUUGCGUUCAUAGAGGAAAAUGAGGACUCGCAGGAUUAAGUCGAUCCAAACAUUGUUAGCACAUGAAAUGCACGUUUCUUUAUUCGCUGUAUUCCUGAGCAUGCCACCCAAAACGCACACAAGGACUCGGUACCCCUGAGCGCAUCCCUGAUUUGGCUUGAUGUCUGUAAUUCAAUCAGCUCAGUUUGAAUUGCGGCCUAAUUUUUAAAAUUUUAACUUUAUUUAACUAGGCAAGUCAGUUAAGAACAAAUUCUUAUUUACAAUGAUGGCCUACCCAUACCAAACCCGGACGACGCUGGGCCAAUUGUGCGCCACCCUAUGGGGCUUCUAAUCACGGCCGGAUGUGAUUCAGCCUGGAUUCGAACCAGGGACUGUAGACGCCUCUUGCACCGAGAUGCAGUGCCUUAGACUGCAGCUCCACUCGGGAGCCCAAUCCAGCGAGGGUAUCGUUUUCUUAGCAAGGGAGGAGUGUUCUCCACCUGGGCAGACUGUGAGAGGAGCACGUACAAACGCAAUGAUAUCCAUGGGCAUUCUGUAGUCUUCAAAUCUGGUGGAGGAGUUGUCAGCCAAAGAAGCAGUUUAUGUAGCUUGCAGUUAACGCUUAAAUGUUUCUGCGUAGGGCCUCUGUCUCAGGCGGGAAGACCACCUUGAAAGUUCCAUGCUUAGAUUCAUAAUAACGUAUGAGAUUAAAUGAUUUGCAAACAGCAACAUUUUAAUUUAAAAUAAGACACACUGGCUUGGCAUUGGGAAAAUAUGGUAAGAUGAAUGCAAUCUCUUUGUACAUUUUCCCUGAUACUUAUUGAGAGCGACAUUUUCUCUUGCUAUCAAGCCAAUUGUUCAGAACGAAUGUUGAUGUUAAAAAGUAUUAGUUAGUGUAGGCUACAGUAAACCUGUUUUUCCCCACCAAUCAACACACAGUGAAAUAGACAAAAAUAAUAACUGAAUAGAGACAUGGUGAUUUUGUGAACGUAAUCAGAUCAAAAUUAUUGUUAUUGUCACAGAAUGUAUUAUGUAGUGAUCAGAUGUGUUAAAAAUGUUGUUCAAUUUGUAGUGUAGGCCAAUUAAUUGUGCUAUUAUUAUAUACUAAUUUGGUUCUGGCCCGCUGACUAUUAGCUCAGAGACAAAUUGGGCCAAGGGCCAAACUUAGUUGACGAACCCUGAUGUAGAGUGUUUAUACUGUAUAUUUAGAUUUUAGAAUAUACACUGCUCAAAAAAAUAAAGGGAACACUUAAACAACACAAU